GAAUGACACACCUCCUCUUUCCUCUCCUCCUCCUCUUACGGGCUCCCCUGUUGUUCAGCUUUGGUGAGCGCACCUGCCCCAAUAGCUGCCGAUGUGAGGGGAAAACCAUCCAUUGUGAUUCAGCUGGCUUCUUAGACGUCCCAGAAAAUGUCUCAGUUGGCUGCCAAGGCCUCUCUCUGCGCUACAAUGAACUGCACACCCUGCUACCAUAUCAAUUUGCCCAUCUAAGCCAGCUUCUCUGGAUAUACUUGGACCACAAUCAGAUUUCAGCUGUUGACAGUCGAGCAUUCCAGGGGGUCCGCAGGCUUAAAGAGCUAAUACUGAGCUCCAACAGGAUCACAUCCCUGCACAACUCAACAUUCCAUGGAAUUCCCAAUCUUCGCAGUCUGGACUUGUCCUACAACAAAUUGGAAAUCCUGCAGCCCGGGCAAUUCCAUGGCUUACGAAAACUACAAAACCUACACCUACGAUCAAAUGGUCUCUCCAACAUCCCAAUUCGAGCAUUCCUGGAGUGUCGAAGUUUGGAGUUUCUGGAUUUGGGCUACAAUCGAAUCAAGGCUCUUACACGCACCACCUUUUUGGGUCUGCAGAAGCUGAUGGAGUUGCAUCUGGAACACAACCAGUUCUCACGGAUCAACUUUUUUCUGUUUCCACGCUUAGCCAACCUGAGAUCACUCUAUCUACAGUGGAACCGCAUUAGGGUGGUCAACCAGGGCCUUCCGUGGACUUGGUAUACAUUACAGAAACUUGAUCUGUCUGGAAAUGAAAUUCAGACCCUGGACCCAGCUGUGUUUCACUGCUUGCCCAACCUUCAAGUCCUCAACCUGGAAUCCAACAAACUGUCCAAUGUGUCUCAGGAGGCAGUGUCAGCAUGGAUCUCACUUACCUCCAUCAGUCUUGCUGGGAACAUGUGGGAUUGUGGAACUGGCAUAUGCCCACUUGUGGCUUGGUUGAGGAAUUUCCGGGGGAGUAAAGACACCACUAUGAUAUGCAGCAGCCCGAAGUAUCUCCAGGGAGAAAAAAUUAUGGAAGCCACAAGGAACCAUGGUAUCUGUGAGGAAACUGAUUACGUUCUGACUGAAACACCCUCACCAAUGUCAGAGCUCAUUUCUGAAGCCACCGCUGAACCAACCUAUGCCCCUACUAGUGGCUCUCCACCAAUGCCACCAACCAACACCUUUGGUCCUCUCCCACCAUUCAGACCUCGACCUAUUCCUCAUCCUACCUUUCCAGGGCAUAUGAGCAAAGACCCAAGAGACUCAGUUCCUCGCACUAAACCAACUCUUAUACCACCCCCAGAAAUGGAGCACAUGACUCUGCACAAAGUGGUGGUGGGCAGUGUGGCACUCUUCUUCAGCAUGUCCCUGCUCUUGACAAUUAUCUAUGUGCUGUGGCGGCGCUAUCCAGGUGCAACCAGGUUGUUGCAGCAGCGGUCCAUGGUGGGGCGCAAGCGUCGCAAAAAGAGUCCAGAGCCAGAGCAGACCCUGAGCUCCCAGCUCCAAGAGUAUUACAUGAGCUACAACCCUGCUGCCACACCAGAGGCAUUGGAGGUGCUAGGCAAUGGCACUGGUUCCUGCACUUGCACAAUUUCUGGCUCCAGGGAGUGUGAGGUAUGAUCCAUCGCAUCAGCGUUAAAAUAAAAACUCAAAAUCAAAAUACAAAGGCUCAAC
Messenger RNA from Morone saxatilis (striped sea-bass), 1670 nucleotides. It is a transcript of the gene lrrtm4l1, whose product is annotated as leucine rich repeat transmembrane neuronal 4 like 1. The record is from RefSeq and is a predicted model, not a curated record. Gene Ontology annotation, molecular function: protein binding. The coding region runs from base 3 to 1616 and encodes 537 amino acids. Gene Ontology annotation, cellular component: plasma membrane. The transcript has a single exon. NCBI's taxonomy places the organism in Eukaryota, Metazoa, Chordata, Actinopteri, Moronidae.